AUGAGCUGUGUGGAAAAGCGGCACAUGAGCCACCGGAUGGGGAGCAUGCUCCACCAUCGCUUCCCCAAUGGUUUCUCAGACUUGUUCAUGGACGAGACGGACCGUGAGGUCAGCACCCUCACCGACAGAGCCUUCCGCAGUCUCUGCGUUGGAGAUGAUGCGGUUUACAACGACGAGUUCUUGUAUGGAUACUCACCAUUCAGCUGCCACAAGCCUUUGGUGGGGGAACGCCUCAAAAAGAAUCACAAGGAGUCCAAAAAGGCGGGGCAAAACAAGCAUGACAAAAGCGAUGCCCAGAAGAACAUAUCCAACAUGUCGUCGUUCCUCAAGGCGCUAAGUGUUGCCGAGGGAAGCUGUGAGGGGAUGCUAAUCAGAAAUGGAGGUAUGGCAGACUCUAACGGGGAGUCAUGGGAUAAGUCAGCACUUCGCAGCAUCCAGAGAGAGUUAUCAGAAUUCUCUUCAGAUUAUCACACUGGGCUCGCUGACAGACAUUACAACAACAAUCAGUCUGGUGAUGGUUUAUCCAACAAGACAGGCAAAGAUGCCAGUCAUCCCUCUGGGAAAUUAACCAAAAUGAAAAAUGGCAAAUCCACCAUCAAACUAAAAAAGCUUAACAUUACAAACUUUUUCCUCCACAGUGAGUUAAGCCCUUUCCAAACAUGGAGGGACUUUAACCAGUACCCCUUUGCUCAAGAGGACGCGGGCACCACUAUUCUGUCUGCAGAUAAUACCCCUAAAUGGUACGACUUGCCGUUUUACAAGGAGCUGACACAGGCACACAGACAAGAGACUGUGCAUACAGAGGAGACACACACAUGCCACAAAGAAGCAAAUGAACCCUCUCCCCCCUCUGUUCUCCAACCCGUCCUUCCCCCUCCUCCACCAAAGGUCCUGCCAAAACCUUCAGCUAUUCUGGCUGAGAAGAGGUGUUCCUCAGAUGGAGGGGAUGGGACUGCUGCCCCCUGGAGGCGCAACAGGUCCAGGGCCAAAAGUGCCAUUCCAGCAAAUCAGCCAGGGAGACAACCUCAAGAGGGCAACAGAAAACCAGUGGAUGAAAGUCUUUUGUUGGUCAAAAAGGAAGUUAAAUCUGUGGAAGUCAAAUCGGUAGAAGAGGUCAGCUCUUUGGCCUCUACUCCAUUCAGCAUCUGCCAGCUGAUGACUCCCGUCAUUCCCUCCAGACAGCCAACAGAAACAUCUGAAAUCCUCCAAGCGGUUCUCUCGCCGUCUGUCCUCGAUCUUCCGGGCCGGCCUCAAUCCGAGGCCAAAGUGACCCCUGAACCACCGGUCAAACGUGAGAGCUACAAAUCACUGGCCUCCAGCAUCCUCUUCAACCUGAAGGACAACCGGAAAAGGGUUAAGAGCAGGUACAGCCCCCCCAAAUUCAAAACCGUGGAGAUGCCUGAAGACACUGACCAGUCUCCACAGUUAGACGUUUUAAGGCAGGCCGGUUCUGACGGGUACGCGUCAGGCUUAAGCACACCUGCCAUUUUGAAAGAUGGGCAGCCAGUUUGCAGUCCAAUUUUGGAACCUGUAGAUUCCCUAGAUGUUGAUCAUACAAAGCGUGAUAGUGAGCACCCUCUGACAGACGAUUAUUUGUUAGCAAAUCUGCUGCACGCUAAAUGGGACACCGCUGAGAAAAGCAGCCACGGAGAAGAAAGUGUAAUUUCUCCAUUUAAAAACCCCAAAGCAAACAAAAACCCCAUGGCCAAGAAGCAGAACUACCCCUCUCUUAAUUUGUAUAAGAAAGCUAGUGCUGUUGACAGCGAUGUGAAUUAUCUUCAACUCCCUCCAAGCGCCAUUGUUUCCGCAAACACCAAUUCCCCAACUGAGACAAAAGACAGACUGCUUUCUCCAAAGGAUCUGCCAACAAACACAAAGCUUUCACCAAGUGCUUUACAUGUCAUCGAAGAGUUUUCCCCAUUGAUUUCACCCCACAUGCUUGAGAUGGAAGGGCUUUCAUCGCAGGUUAAAAGACCCCCAAACAUCCCAGAGAAAGCAAAAAGCCUAUUUAAAAAUACAAAAGAAAAAGACUCUGGAGCGCAGCCUACAGAAAGAGAGUCAGGUGGCCAAACCAUGAGCACAAUGGAAGUGAUCAGAGCAGCCAGGGAAGCGAUUAACGCAACCAAAAGUAAAGCCCGAUCAGCAGGUCAGACAAACAGCGUGAGCAAGGAGGUGGCAGAAAAAGAAGAGCUGAGGAAGAAAGGAACGGAGGACAAAGUUUCAAAAGAAAGACGUGGAAGCAAGAGAGAACAUUUCAAUCCAGAAAGUGACAUUUGCCCACCACUGGUGGGGAAAGUGAACAAAGAGCCCCCACCUGUUCCAAAAAGAAACUUUGCUAUAUCAGAUAUACAGUUGCCUCUUGACAAACGGCCAACAAAUUACACAGGAAAAGUCCCUGAUCCCGAUUUGCCUAACGCAAAGCUUGAUUUACCAUCAAAAGAAAACAAACUUAUUAGAAAACAAGAUAAACUCAACCGUGUCUUUUCAUCCACGCAAAACAAUUACAUAAAAACUCAAAGGUACGCUGUGGUGGAUGACAAACCAGCAGAGGAGUAUGAGGAAGGCAAUCCGGAUGUAAACACUAGAAUGGAGACAGAUAAGGAGAUGACGCCAUGUGGAGAAAUGAGAGAUAGCGGGCAUAUAAUAAAUGAUUUGCAGGCUUUGAAAGAGCUGGAAAGAGCAAGACUUGGCGAUCGCAUGCUUGAGAAUGCAAAGAGCAAGCUAGAGGUUGUCAGCAUAGAUGAGGAGGCAAAGGCUAAGAAUGAUUUGAUCUCUAGGGAGCUUCGGAAUAUAAAGCGAGGUAUGCUCUCCAUGAGAGGGAACACUUCAGCCAAGAGAGAAAUAUUUGCAAAGAAGGAGAAGGAGAAAAGCAAGCCGGAGGGUUUCGCAAAGUUGGACAGUACUGUCAUCGUAAAUAAGGCACUCAUAAAUGCUAAUUAUGACAAAGCCAAAAUGGCACUUGAGGAAAUCAUCUCGGAACGGGAGAGAAAAAGGAGUACAUUUGCAGACCAGGAUGGAAAUUCCACAUCUGGAGAAAACUUUGAUGACACAAAUUUGGAAACACGGACACAGCAAGGAAGGGAGGCUGCUAAGGAAUGUACCAAAGCAGUCAGCGAUAAACAGAACAGCAGUGAUUCUGUGCAUAAAGAAACAGACCUGAAAGAGAGACUAGAGGAUUUCCGAGACCAUAAUCAGCUCAGAAAGAUUUUAUCCCAAACUGAACCGAGACUCGGAGAGACUCACAGAUCAGGUGGUAGGAUAGCACUACCUGGCAUGGACAAGAUUAGCAAUGAGCUAAACAAACACCUUAAAACUAAACCUAAACAUAUGAAAGAUAACUUAUCUGACAAUAAGGCUGAUAAUUCAGAGGUCAUUAUGGCAGAAAUAGCACGACAGUCCGAAGAAAGUGGAGAGUACUUUAAUGAAAGCGAGGGCAAAAAGAUUGGCACUCCCUCUGUGCCUCCAAGGAGCAAAAAGGGAGGCAACAAGAGGGAUGGAGCAGCAAACAAAGAGACAGAUUGGGUGGAUGAAACUGCCUUUACCAAACAUGGUGUGUUUAAAAAGCACGUGGAGCCAUCAAAUAACAGGACGACCUCAGAAAUACGAGAAAAAGAUCAUGAGGAAGCAAUGCAAAACCCAAGUAAAACUUACUCCCCAAAAGACCGACAAGAAGAGGAACAUCAAGACAAUGUAGAAUCAAUUUCUGUGACAAAGGGAACUACAAGCGAACCUGAUUCAAUUCCAAACUUCUCACAAUCUCAAAGUAUUCUUUGUCUGUCGCCGAGGCUGACAGUAAACGAAAACAACAACUUGGAGGUGAUUAUUGGCCCCAAGGAGGAAGGCUUAACAGAAACCGUCAACAACGCUGAGGAACAAGAGACGCAUAAGAUCAAGCGGAGAGCACCUCUGAAACCAGAGCAUUUAAUCUCAGCAGAUGCCAACGUCACUAUCAGUCCCAACACCCAGUAUGAGCCUGACAAAGUAAGCGGUGAUCCUGUACAUGUGGAUGCUGAGGCUCUCAGCGAAACACUGAGGAAUACAGUGUCUCCUUUACAGCUGCUGAAUAGUGUCAGUGUCCCUCAGAGCCCGCCUGAGUCGGCCAGCUUGUCCUCGAAAUCCUCCUACUUUUCCGUGGAGAGUGCGUUGCACAGAAACAUGGAAACCGAGUCAAACAUCUACCAUUCCUUGGAAAACUUGACCGGGGAUAUGGAAGAGGUAGAUGAGGCAAGGCUCAGCGUUUCACAGAAGGAUUCGGACAGAGCUGAGGCGGAAUAUUAUUCUUUGAGCGAUCAGGAAUGUGAGCCGGAUGGUGGAAUGCGGCAGGUUAGGUCUCCUCAAAAAGAGCCUGAGUUACAGCACAAGUACAGCACAGACAGAGAUCCUGGCUCUGCAGAUCAAACAACAACUCCUGUGGAACAGAACUCUGAUAACGCUUUCUCGCCAACCUUCGAGAUCCCAGCUUUGUUUAAAGUAAAAAAUAACAUCUUCGGUAACAAGCCUAAGAAGGUUAUGCCUCCUUGGUCACCCCGACGUGGUCAGAGUGGUUCAGAGGCCGUAGAGGAGGAGUCAAACCAAGCUAAGGAAAACCCUGAGCUUCUUUUCCCAGUGGCUAAAGAAGCUCCAACCGCCGACAUCACAGAAACUUCAACAGACAUUCUUAAACCCGAGGAGAUUUUAUCAAAUCUAUCACCAUCCCUGCCUUCAACUCUCCAAAGCGAAAACUCGACAAGACCCCAAGUUGGAGGUUUUCUCACAGUCCCACAGGAGGAAGAAAGAUUUUUAAGGGUGACUCCAUCAUCUGAAGGCGUAGAGAGCACAGCUGACGCACCCGAUGAAGAGGCAAUGAUUGCCGAUGUUCCCGCUGAGCAUGAGGGGACAAAGGUUCCUAGCGAACGAUCAGGUUCCACCUGUAGUGGCAACGACAGUCAGACGGGACUGCCCAAGCCCCCAGCCGUCUUACCAAAAUCGGAAAAGGCGGUUCUCAAAGCCAUUAAACUGGCAAACAGAAGGAUGAAGAAGGAGGAGGCCCAAAAAUCGUCCCACAAGUCCUCUCAAGGUAGCAGCAAACAUAAAGUAGAUAGACCCAAAAGUGACAAGUCAGAGCAUAAAGGAAGCAGCGGUGCCAAAGUUAGCAGGAGUAGUGAGAAAAAACACAGAGAAAGAUCUGAGGAGGCCCACAAUGGUCGUCACAAUGACCAUCGUCACAGGAGUAACAGCAACGUCCAAGGUGACGGCCAGCAAUCAAGCCACGGGGAAAAACGCCACCAAGAAAAGAGGCACGAGGCCCAGGGACGUGGCCGCAAUCCAGAGGAACACAACAACCGGAGCACGGACGUAGACCCCGGGGUGACACCCGAACGCCAAGGCCGCAGCGGCGACAGACGCGUCCGAGAUAAGCCGGAGCAGAGACAUUACAGCAGCGACAGGAUCAUCAGCAACGUGCCCGUGUACAAAGCUCACGUCGAAGAGAGGCCCCCGUCGGACAGGCCCUUCAACCGGUCUCAAAGCAUCGACAGAUACUUGGGAGCUAAAGUGGAGCGCAGGCUCAGUGCUGACGUGGCGUUCAACGAAAAGCCUGACCCCAGGACUCAGCGCAUCGAGAAGUCCAUCAUGGAGGAGCUUGCUCAGAGAGGAAGAGCCAGAGACAAGGCCGGCAGGGACAAUCCAGUGAGGAGAAGUCACAGUAUUGAUGCCCACUGCAUAGAGGUGCCUCACCCUUCCUCUCUGUCUCGCCAGUCCAGCCACACCAGCCACACCAGCCACAACAGCCAUACCAGUCAGCUUUCACGCCAGUCUAGUAUCGAGCACACUAUCGUGACGCAGUCUUUCCCCAUGACGCAACGGAAGCUUCUCCAGGACCCGGAAUCGGGGCAGUACUUCUUCGUCGACCUGCCCGUUCAAGUCAAGACGAAGACCUUCUUCGAUCCCGAGACGGGGAGCUAUGUGCAGCUGCCCGUGAAGCCGACGGACGGGGCAGUUCCGCAGCCGUCCCCCAUGGAGGUCCUCACGCCACCGAUGGUCGUUUACCACAGCUUCGUCCCCGUCCCUCUCUCCCCCAUGGCUCAGAAAACUACCAUCCAAAAGGCUCACGUGGAGCAGGAGGAGUUUGAACAAAGGCACAUGGAAAGGGCAAGGCAGAUGCACUGUAAGGAGGGUCACCCGUAUUUAGAGCCCGCGUAUGGACAGCACGACCACAUGCUCGGGGAGUUCAUGGGCACAGAAGAGCUGGACUGUCCCAGCUGA
Menidia menidia (Atlantic silverside) is the source of this 6243-nucleotide messenger RNA. The record is from the annotation of a GenBank genome assembly. Lineage: Eukaryota; Metazoa; Chordata; Actinopteri; Atheriniformes; Atherinopsidae.